Messenger RNA from Auxenochlorella protothecoides, 1494 nucleotides. RefSeq lists its product as hypothetical. Gene Ontology annotation, molecular function: metal ion binding; protein binding. NCBI's taxonomy places the organism in Eukaryota, Viridiplantae, Chlorophyta, Trebouxiophyceae, Chlorellales, Chlorellaceae. The record is from RefSeq and is a predicted model, not a curated record. Bases 1 to 1494 code for a protein of 497 amino acids. The transcript has 9 exons.
AUGCUGAGGAAUCUGCGACCCAAUGGGCCAACCUACAAUCUCAACAGUAUACUGGAGGACCUCGGGGCCGACGGCCGCAUCAUCGUGGGAAGGGACCGAGAUUGCCACGUCGCUGCGAGCCAUUUCGAAAGCGCACCCCCUGGAACAGCCUACAUGCUCUCCCGGCGGCAUGCCCUGAUCAAGGCUGUCGAGGGACGAUUCUCCAUCCUGGACAACAAUGCAACGAAUGGCACCUUCCUCAAUGGAAGUCCCCUGGAGCCUGAGAGCUGGCAUGUCCUGGAGGAUGGCGACAUCCUCCACUUUGGCGGGCCCCAGACUGUGAAGCCCAAGAGUACCUUCAUCCCGAAUCCCUGGGCCUUCCGGUUCAGCAGCGGGGGAGGCCCCGAAGCGGAUUCAGGUACCGGCACGGAGGUGCCCUGCCCCAUUGCACACCUCGACUCCCAGCCGAGGCGCGAGGUGUACAGCUUCAGCCCGGCGCGGUCCCUGGCGACGAGCAGGCAGCGGGAGUGGGUGGAGCCUGUCUUUGCCGACGAGAACACGAGGCAUGCUUUCAAUCUGGAGGCAGAGGCACUGCUGCAGGAGCAGGCAGACCGGAGCCCAUGCAGCCACCCCGCAGCGUCAGUGCAAGACAUUCCGGCUUCAGUGGAUGCCAGCAUUCCUCCAAACACCUGUCUCAUCGGGCCACCCCUGCCAUUGGCCGGCGUGGAGGACGACAGCUCGCUGCCCAUCGACCUUGUGGAGGAAAACCUGGUGGCCACCCAUGUCCUGGUGCCAUGCGGCCACCUCUUCUGCGGGGCGUGCCUAGGCGACCUGUAUCGCAGCUUCAAGGACCCGCCCCAGUGCCCUACCUGCCGGUGGGUGGGCUUGCGUGGGACGUGGCCCCUUGCAGCCCUGGGGGAGGGGGCCGUCAGCGGGGGGAGGACGCCAUGCACCGCGCCGCCGGUGAGGCAAAAGGCCAUCGACGGCGUGCUGGACCUGCUGGUUCAGCAGGCGUCACCCAGGACCAAGACCAUGCACGAGGAGAAGCAGGCGGCUUGGAAGGCCCGCGCCGCCGAGCUGGAGCCCGUGCUGAUGCAGGCGCUGCCCCGCAAGGUCGUCAGGCAGACGGUCCUAGUCGCGCGGCACCCGACGCGGGGCCCGCGCGAACCGUCGGGCCGCCUCCAAGGCGGCAUCCUAGGCGACUUCCACACCACGGUGGCGCCCGCCGCACGAUCCGCACGGCGGGCCGUCCUGGAGGCCCGGAAUCCCAGGAUAGGCGCCGGGCCGCCCGACACCAGCGUCCUCGCCUCCUACGGCCCGGCCGGGAUGAGGGCGCACUGCGGGGCCUGCAGCGCGCUGCUGCGCGAGGAGGAGCUUGCCCCCGGCCACGUCAGGGUCCUGGCAGGGCAGCAAGGCAUCUCCAACCUGGCCCUCGUGUCGAGGUCAGACCAAGAGGUGCUGCACCGGUGGUUGGAGGGCACCGGCGCGGGAGCAGCAGGCGGUCUGGACCUCUGA